AUGGACGACGAUGAGUACUCGUCAUCUUCUACUGCUCUUGUAUCUUGUUGCGAUGAUAAUACUCCGCACUACGCAUUCAGCGGUAAGCUCAUGCUUACCUCUGUUCUCCUUUUCUUUUUCGUCUGUUUUCUCAUUGUCUUCUUCCACCUUUACGCUAACCGAUUCCUCCUCCGCCGUUCCCGCCACCACCACGACCGCCGCCGUCGCUACCGCCACCAGAUUCCGGCUUCACCAAUUGCAGCUUCUUCUUCUUCUCGAGGGCUUGACCCUUCGCUGUUAAAAUCACUCCCUGUUUUCGUUUACGAUGCGGAAUUUUACAAUCCUCCAAUCGAAUGCCCUGUGUGCUUGGCGGAAUUUGAAAAUGGAGAAACGGGUCGGGUUUUGCCCAAAUGUAAUCAUUGUUUUCACUGUGAGUGUAUUGAUAUGUGGUUUCAGUCUCAUUGUAACUGCCCGAUUUGCAGAGCCCCAAUUACGCCAUUGGUGAAACCGAUUAAAGUAACGGAAAGUGAAUUAGAUGGAGAAGAUGAAGUUGUAAUAAUGGUGGAUGAAUCUGUGAUCGAAGAAGUACAGAACUGUGAAUCGUCGCAGUUUGACGAUGGAAAAAAAUCUAUGGGGAUGGUUGUUAUUGCUGCGAGUUGA
Messenger RNA from Solanum verrucosum, 639 nucleotides. RefSeq names its product RING-H2 finger protein ATL2-like. Bases 1 to 639 code for a protein of 212 amino acids. NCBI's taxonomy places the organism in Eukaryota, Viridiplantae, Streptophyta, Magnoliopsida, Solanales, Solanaceae. Gene Ontology annotation, biological process: protein ubiquitination. The transcript has a single exon. The record is from RefSeq and is a predicted model, not a curated record.